UCCCACAAGGCCAACAGCCACGCGGUCAGGUUCCGUGUGUGUCAGCUGAUCAACAAGUUGCUAGGCAGCAUGGCGGAGAACGCCCAGAUCGACGACGACCUGUUCGACGGUAUCCACCGGGCCAUGUUGGUCAGAGUCACAGACAAGUUCCCCAACGUCAGGAUCCAGGCCUCUCUGGCCAUGGCUAGACUACAGGAACCACAGAACCAACAAUGUCCCACUGUGAAUGCCUACCUGUUGAUCUUGGAGAAUGAUUCCAACCCGGAGGUUCGUCGAGCCGUUCUGUCGUGCAUCGCCCCUUCCUCUCUCACCCUCCCCAAGAUACUGAAACGCACCAGGGAUGUUAAGGAGAAUGUCCGCAAGCUAGCUUACCAGGUUCUGGCAGACAAGGUCCACAUCAGAGCUCUGAGUAUCGCCCAGAGAGUCAGUCUGCUGCAGCAGGGUCUCCACGAUACUGCAGAAUCAGUGAGGGAAGUGGUGCAGGUCCGUCUCCUCCCAGCCUGGCUGAAUCUUCUCCAAGGUGAUGUGUUGGAGCUGUUGCACAAACUGGAUGUAGAGAACUGCUCUCAGACCGCCCUGGAUACACUGAGCGCUCUGUUCACACACACACCUCAGGACAAGCUGCUGGACCACUGCCUUCAGCUGGACAACAGGAUGCUGGUCCCAGCUGGGUCUCUGUCCUGUGAGCGCGUGUUGUACUGGAGAGCUCUGUGUGAGUUCAUUAAGACUAAAGGGGACGAAGGAGAGGAGAUGUUGGAGAAGCUGCUGCCAGAGGCUGCUGUCUUCGCUGAAUACCUCUACGGGUAUGUGAAGUGCGUCCCGGCGCUGUCUGAAGAACAGAAAGGAGACUUUGCUCAGCUGGAGCUGGUGAUGACUAAAGAGUUCAUCUCUCAACAACUCAUCCACCUCACGGGCUGUCUGGAUACCAAUGAAGAGGGAGGAAGGAAGCGUGUGGUCGCUGUGUUACAGGAGAUGCUGGUCCUACCUCAGACUCCUCCCUCUCUGGUCUCUCUGCUGACGGAGAAACUACUGACCUUAAUACCUGAUGACCACAGACGCAUUCAGACCGUGGCGGAGGCGAUCUCGGAGGUGCGUGAGCCCAUUGUCGUCGUCAGACAGCCGCUGGAUGAGAACGAGAACCGCAGGAAACAAGUUAAGUUAGCGGAGGUGAAGGUUUGUAUCCUAGAGACUAAUCAAAUCAAAAUGUUAUUAGUCAGGUGCCUGGUAAUCAAAUCAAAAUGUUAUUAGUCAGGUGUCUG
Messenger RNA from Salmo salar (Atlantic salmon), 1259 nucleotides. The record is from RefSeq and is a predicted model, not a curated record. Lineage: Eukaryota; Metazoa; Chordata; Actinopteri; Salmoniformes; Salmonidae.